AUGUUGGCUGUACGACGUCACCCCCAGACUCCACACAUUCCUCAACCACAACAUUGGAACUCCUCGAUACCAUCAGCAUCGAACAACCUCAACCAGAUCAACACCAAUCAACCUUUAUUUACCGACGUCAACCUGACGAGCAAUAUAUUUACCUUUGGUGGUGACGAGCCUCUGUUCGACUACCCACCGGCGCCUUACCACUCGAGUCCAUCGCGACUGCCGAUGCAGGCUGAUCAGAGCAACAGCUGGUUCUCGCACGGCCAACUCACACCAACGUCGACGACGAGAGCACACCACCGUGAGUCCUCGCUGUCCUCAUUAGGGUCAGCGGGACCAUCGUCACCAUACACCUCGAAUACCUCGAAUCCUCAAGUAGCCGGCGAAAUUUACCAUGACUUUAACGAUUUCCAGCAGAAUACAUCCAAGCCAUUGACCCCAAUACACACGCCACUCCAAGAAAACUUCAUCACACCACAAUAUCAGAGCUUCUACCACAAUUCUAAUCUGGCCUAUUCGAUGGCGCAAGAAUCGUUGCCAAAACCAUUAGGCAACGCGGAUCUGAUACCUGCUCCAGAGCUGAUUAGCAACCCGAGCAGGAGAACAAUGGCGGUGGCAAGUGACUCAUCCCCGCCACAGUCGUCCGACGAGCAGAAGAAUGGUGAGAAUUCGAACACUGAUUUCUGGUCAAACAGUCACUUACUCUCUCCUCGUUCAGGUUACAGACAGAUGCCCAAACUCGACAGGACUAUGACCGAUAUCUACAGCGACGAACUGUUCAAUCCCAAUUUUCAAAUCACCUCCGCUCCUCUCUCUACCUCGAUCAGGGCAACUCCAGUCUCACCGCACAACGAUGUUUUCUCGCAAAGACUUCAAGCAGCAAAUAACCAACAUUUGAGUGCUUCGAAUAUGCAAACCCCUCUCACGAUCCCAUCCCGAGAACGAUCACCCUUUCGACAAGGCUCCCCGCUGGCACCCACUAGCAAUAGUUUUGCAUCUCAACCAAAUAAUGCACGGUUUGGGACUGCAUCGCACAUCAGGGAACAGCAGAAGGCAGCGAAUGACGCGCGGGCACUUCAACAGCAAUUAGAGCGGACAUCGCCAGAAGAUACCGCUCCCAAGACCAUAUCACCCAAGGAUGUGAAUCUAGUGUAUAACGAAGAUGAGGAGGACGCGAAGACACCACUAUUCCCGCAACAAGAACGUCGAUCGCCAAUUUACAGACAAACACCAAGGAUAUCCCAUGAGCCAUCUGAGGCCGACGAAGUCCCAUCCCUCUCGCAACAAAGUUUCGGGAGCAUGGCCACCUCACGGAGGGAAAGCUCUUCCAAUUAUUCUACCGCGUCUAACGGUGGACAACAGCGUAGCAGCAGUUAUAAUUUUGCUACCCCAGCAGUCCCCGCGCGACAGAUCCCACAACAAUAUCCUUUCGUUCCCCAAACCCACCGACAGACAAGCAAUAUUUCCAACGUCAGUGAGGACUUCCCCGCUACGCUCACGUCGAUGGAAUCCAGUGGUAGCGACUUUGCGCCAGAAUCGCCGGAGUUAUUGAAGAAACCAGCUGGCUCUUCGGCCGACACAGGCACUUACACCUGCACGUACCACGGCUGUACCCUUCGAUUCGAUACACCAGCGAAGUUACAGCGGCACAAGCGAGAGGGGCAUCGCAACUCCACUGCGAUGGGGAGCGGAGCAGACGAAGGCGGGAUGACCUCAGCGGCGCAACGGAACUCACAGGCAGGGCCUCACAAGUGCGAGAGAAUCAACCCGUCGACUGGCAAGCCGUGCAAUACCAUCUUUUCGCGGCCGUACGAUCUGACCCGGCACGAGGACACGAUACACAACGCCCGUAAGCAAAAGGUGCACUGUCCCAUCUGCACCGAAGAGAAGACUUUCAGCAGGAACGAUGCCCUUACUCGGCAUUUGCGCGUAGUCCACCCUGAGCACAUCGAGCUCAACAAGAGCCGGCGUCGUGUGCAUGAUUGA
This is a messenger RNA of Glarea lozoyensis ATCC 20868, 1983 nucleotides long. Its product is annotated as C2H2 and C2HC zinc finger. NCBI's taxonomy places the organism in Eukaryota, Fungi, Ascomycota, Leotiomycetes, Helotiales, Helotiaceae. The record is from RefSeq and is a predicted model, not a curated record. Gene Ontology annotation, cellular component: nucleus. The transcript is spliced from 2 exons. Bases 1 to 1983 code for a protein of 660 amino acids. Gene Ontology annotation, biological process: regulation of transcription by RNA polymerase II.